CUCGCGUUUGUGAUAGAGAUAGAGUUGUUAGCUAGCUCACACGCUUCUAUUCUCUCGACUCUAUUUUCUAGGAAUUAACAGCAAAACAGAAAAAGAUAAAAGAAACCAAAAAAAACUGGGUCUACGAAAGUUAGGCCGAAAGAAACAAUCAAACAGUCUUUGAGAUUGAUUUUUUUUCUCUCUCUCUAAUGGAUUCAAGAGAUAUCACACAACCGCAGCACCAACAGUUUCAGCCACCACUGUUUCAUUACCCUAACUUUAACACUGGCGCAAUGAUGGGACCUAACUCGACUUCCCAGUCGAUUAAUCAUCGUCUAACUUUUGGCUCUCUCACACCGCGUGGGACGCUUCAGCAGCAAGAACAGCAGAUGGAUCAGAAAACGCUUGAAUCUCUUGGAUACGUCGAUGAAGUAUCGCCUUCUUCUCAACCGAUGCGAUCUGGGAUCGGUCAGAACCAACAACAAGUGAAGAGGAAGAGAGGAAGGCCAAGGAAAUACGCUCCUGAUGGUACAAUUGCAUUAGGUUUAGCUCCGACUUCUCCUCUUGGUGGUGACGGAGACAGCGGCAGAGUAAAUACAAACUCUGCUAAACGAGCAAGAGGAAGACCUCCGGGCUCCAUCAAGAAACAAUUUGAUGCUUUAGGAACAUCAGGAGGUAUGUUUACUCCUCAUGUCAUUGAAGUGAAAGAAGGAGAGGAAAUAUUAUCAAAGGUGGCGGCUCUUUCGAAUCAAGGGCCACGAACAGUUUCAGUUCUCUCUGCAGCUGGCGCAGUUUCUAGAGUGAUACUACAUAAUCCUGGUGGAAUUCAUAAUUAUAAGGGACGGUUCGAGAUCGUUACACUCUCAGGCUCCUUCUCCAAUUAUGAGGUAAAUGGUUCCAUCGAAAGAACUGGUAGUUUGACUGUGGCUUUGGCUGGUCCCAAUGCCCAGAUUUUAGGUGGCCUAGUUGGUCGGUUAGUAGCUGUAACACCAGUGCAGAUCAUAGUGGGAAGCUUUGUUGACGAAGCAAAGAAACUGAAACAGAGUACCGGUAACAAUGCUCAGGGACAGAAUCCUGAACCGGCUUCAGCACCAGCUAAUAUGUUGAACUUUGGAUCGAACUCUCAAGGACCAUCUAGCGAGUCAUCAGAUGAGAAUGAAAGUGGUUCUCCUUCAGUGCAGCACCAUGACAACAACAAUAAUGGGAUUUAUGGAAACUCAAUGGCUCAACAACAGCAACUGCGUCAGAUGCAAAUGUAUAAUCUUUGGCCUAGUAGUGGUCAAUAAAUAGAAUUUGCGUUUUGGUUUUGGUUUGGUUUAGGCUGGUUUUGAUCUUUGUUUCCUUUGAGAAGGUUAAGCUACAAGCUUGAAAAUUCUUUUUAGCUUCUUUUGUUUUGUUUUUGGAGAUUUUAGAUACAUAUAGGAGAUCUUAAAAUUAGGGUUCUUUCAGUUUUGUUUUACUUUACUCAUUGUAGGAGUGAUUAAUUUAGUUUCUCGGUCAAUUUUCUUUUAUUUUAUUUUACCGUGAUGGUCAAUAAAAGAUCUCUCUUUUUCUU
Brassica oleracea var. oleracea is the source of this 1534-nucleotide messenger RNA. RefSeq names its product AT-hook motif nuclear-localized protein 8. The transcript has 5 exons. The record is from RefSeq and is a predicted model, not a curated record. Lineage: Eukaryota; Viridiplantae; Streptophyta; Magnoliopsida; Brassicales; Brassicaceae. Gene Ontology annotation, molecular function: minor groove of adenine-thymine-rich DNA binding. Bases 189 to 1265 code for a protein of 358 amino acids.